Alexandromys fortis (reed vole) is the source of this 9069-nucleotide messenger RNA. It is a transcript of the gene Slc25a14, whose product is annotated as solute carrier family 25 member 14. The record is from RefSeq and is a predicted model, not a curated record. NCBI's taxonomy places the organism in Eukaryota, Metazoa, Chordata, Mammalia, Rodentia, Cricetidae. Gene Ontology annotation, molecular function: transmembrane transporter activity. Gene Ontology annotation, biological process: transmembrane transport.
CCUCCCCUUUUCUGCUUGGGAAGCAACUAGCUGCUGACGCUCUUUCCCAGAAGGCAGCUCUUUGCCACGAAAGCCAAGGAAGCCGCAGUAUGGCUGCCCUGGCACGCAAGCAAGCUCCGGCUUCGGAAUUAGCUCCCGAGAAGCUCAGUGUCCAAUGGAGGCACAUCUCCAACCACUUCGAUGUAACUCUGUCAGGAAACCUGCUUGCUACCCAGGGUGAACAGUGUGAUAAAGGCUUCUACUACAGUCUCUGAUCAUCACUACAUCCUGGGGUUCCAGGAGAAUAAAGGCAUCCAGCUAAGGAAUCUGAAAACCACUGGAUAAAUGAGACAUAGGAAGAAAAAGGACAAAUCAUCCAGAAAAAUGUCCCAAGAGAAAGGGUAAAUUGGUCUAUUGGUAUAUCGUAUUUCCAACAGCAUAAAAUUUCAUAAAUCUUUGCAAACAUUUCUUUCUGUCAUCCUCCACAGACAUAUAAUGCAAAUGGUUUUUUUUGUAGUCCCAGUCCACUUAAAGAUUAAAACUGCCUUUGAAUUUAGAUUGUGGCUCUCUCCUUCUCUAAAGCCAGCAUGUUUGUGAAAGGAAAAUCCAAAAUCUCUGUCUCAUGUCAGAAGAGCCACCGGAUAUGGAACAGAAGAAAAAUAAAAAUUUAAGGACUAUUAUAUUGCCAAUAAUGUCAUAAUCUUAUAGUUUUAUUUUGAAGAUUUGAUAGCUUUUCUAAUGGCCAAAAUAUUAACCCAAUAUUUAUAAUUUAUAAGAUAAAUAUGUAGUAUUUUAAAGGUUUUGUCAUGAUAUUAAUGGUCAUAUAGAGUACUAACUAACUCUAGAAAAGGGCUUCAUUUAUCUAUCUGUGCAUGAUUUCAUGUUUGAGUCUGUAUUAGUUUUCUGCAGUGAACCAUGAGCAUGCCUUUGAAGUCUCCAAAAAAAGGAUAGGGCCCCACAAUGAUUAUUCCUUCAGGACCAUAACACGACCAUAAAGCUGAAAAACACCACUUAAAGGUCAUCUUUGGAUUAUAAACUGCUCAGAACAAUUUUGAAGUGACUAACCGAGAUAUUCUAGCCUCACAGACUACUCUAGCUAGGACUUGAGACAAGCCCUGCACUUUCCCAUUAUGCAGAAUCUGGACAACAAAUAAUACAGCUACCUUUCUCAGGACUAGACUAUUAACCCAAGUCUUUCUUUUCAGGCUUCCCUCAAGAUGCUGUUACCCCAAGAUAGCAGGAAGUAAAUUUAAGAAGACAACGCCCACUCCCAAGUAGUAGAGUGGGUUGUUUUUGGUCAUUCAAUUAAUGGGUUAUGAAUAUUUGUCAUUGUUUAGGGGCCUCAGUUACAACUUGUUAUUGGUUACAGUCAGGAAGAAAUUUGAAGAAAGGAGAUAAAAUACAGAGUUCUUGUUUGGAAAAGAGAAAAAGGAGGAUACAGAUAUGAUAGCAUAAAAGGGUAGAUUAUUAAUUCUACUCUGAAAAGAAAAAGGGAGAAUACAGAUUUGAUAAGAUAAAAUGGUAGAUUAUUGAAACUACUUUUAAAAAGGAACUACUAGUUUUACAUUGGAUUGAACUUUUGCAUAUUGUAUACAAAUUUUGUACAUGGAUAUAAAUUUGAUACUAAUUUUGAUAAAACAUGCUGUACAUAUGUUUCUAAGCUUGUUCAAGGUAUUGUAUCUAUACAGUUUAUUUAACAAUAUAAUACAAAUUUCUUGUAAUUGAAAGUUAUAUUUACUUACUCUUUAGGAUAAUAAAGAAAUGUAGGUUAAUAAUUAGUCACCUAUUACAAUAGAACUUGUAGACAUUUUAGGUACAUUUUCAAAACGAAACAUAUAUUUUAAAUAGUCAAGUCAUUUUCAAACAAUUUAGAGAUCUACAGAAUAUGGCAUUUAAGAUAUUUUAAUAACAGAAGCUCUUUUUUAUGACAAUGAGACAUGUCUGCUCCUGGCAGUCCCAAUCUACUUCAGAGAAGAUAAUAGGCAUUGAAGAAUCUCCACAUGAAGUUUACUUUCUUUGGGGCCAAAGUAAGCCACUGGGUAAAAAAAUGCCCUUCCCUCAACUACUGAUAGUAUGUUGUCCAAACUGUACAAGCUGUUUUUGUCAUUUCUCAUAUUUUUUGGAAGUUGCUUGCUCAUACUUCCUGCUUACUUAGUUAAUAUUAUUUACUUCUUGGGUCUCUGAGAAAUUGGAAGACUAGUUUUAGUUUUUUUUUGUUGUUUGUUUGUUUAUUAGACACAGAAAAGAAACUCCCUGCAAAGUUCUAACGUGUAUAAGGUUGAGAGAUAUCAAAAGAUAGUUUUGGAUGGUAAUGCAAGUUAUGAUAUAAAGUAUUUUAGGUACAAGAUUUGGACUCACCAAGAUAGGAUAGAUAACGGAGUAUUUUCUCUGAAAUGCAAAUGGACUAGACAUUGAUGAUGUACUUAUGGCCUCCAUAUAUUGUAUAUAGUUAUUAUACUUAUUAUAUUUAGCUUUUCUUAUAUUAGUUAUAGCCUUCUCUUUUUUAUUUAGACGAAAGGGGGAAAUGUAGUGAUAUUUUAUUUGUAUUUCAAUGAAGAAAUAAUGAUCAGAGUUCAGAGCUAAGCCACUAGUUAGUCAUAGAGGCCAGGCAGUGGCAGCUCAUGCCUUUAAACCCAGGACUCAGGAAACAGAGUCAGACAGAUCUCUGUUAGUUCAAUGCCAUCCUGGGCUUGCACAAAAUCAAUCCAAAAAGAGAUCAUGGUGCUUGUGACUCAUGCCUUUAUUUUUUUAUUACUUAAAAACUUUCCAAUCCAAAUUCCCACUCCUUCCCCUCCUCCCAGUGCCCUCCCUCUCCCUCCUCAGACCCUUCCAUCCCAUCCCUCCAACCCUAAGGGAGUGCCAUGCACCCCACCCUGUGGAAAUUCCAAGGCCCUCCCUACUACAUCUUGGUUGAGCAAGGCUUACAUCCAUAAGGAAUAGGAUCCCAUGAAGCUGGUAUAUGCAGUAGAGACACAUCCCAGUGUCACUAUCAGUGGCCCCUCAGUCUGCCCCAACUGUCAACCCUCUUCAGAGGGGCUUUGUUGUUCCCAUGCUCAUUCACUCCCAGUCCAGUUUUGAGUUAGUGAGCUACUAUUCUAAAGCAAACUGUGUCAGUGGAUGACCCCCUCAUGGUCUUGAAUUCCUUGCUCAUACUCUCACUCCUUCCACUUUUCAACUGUAUAUUGGGAGCUCAGUCCAUUACUCCAGUGUGGGUCAUUGCCUCUGUUCCCCAUCUGUUGUUGGAAGAAGGUUCUAUGGUGACAUUUAAGAUAAUCAUCAGUCUGAUUACAGGGUAAGGUCAGGUCAGACACCCUCUCCUCUAUUGCUAAGGGUCUUAGCUGGGGACAUCUCUGUGGGGUUUAGGGCAUUUUUCUGGAGCCAGGUUUCUUGCUAACUCCAUAAUGGCUCCCUCAACUAAGGUAUCUCUUCCCUUGCUCUUAUAUCUGUCCUUCCUCCAUCUCGACUAUCCCAUUUCCUCAAGUUCUCCUCAAACCCCUUAUCCCCCCUUUUUUUUACCCCAUGCCCCCUGCUCCCAUUUUUUUGUCUCAUUCCAAUUUCCAGGUGUGUCUAUACAUGCUUUUUUGGGGGUUCACCUUAUUACUUAGUUUCUCUAGGAUCCUGAACUAUAGGCUUGUUGUCCUUUGUUUAUGACUAGUAUCCACUUAUGAGUGAGUACAUACCAUAUUCGUUUCUUGGGGACUGGGUUACCUCACUCAGGAUAAUGUUUUCUAAUUCCAUCCAUUUGCAUGCAAAAUUCAAGAUGUCAUUAUUUUUUACUGCUGAGUAGUACUCUAAUGUAUAGAUGUGCCACACUUUCUUUAUCCAUUCUUCAGUUGAGGGCCAUCUAGGUUGUUUCCAGGUUUUGGCUAUUACAAAUAAUGCUGCUAUGAACCUACUUGAAGAAAUGCUCUUUUAGUGUGAUUGAGCAUCUUUUGGGUAUAUUCCCAAGAGGUGGAAUUGCUGGAUCCUGAGGUAAGUUGAUUUCCAGUUUUCUGUGAAACCACCACACUGAUUUCCAAAGUGGUUGCACAAGUUCGUAUUUCCACCAGCAAUGAAUGAGUGUUCCCCUUGCUCCACAAUCUCUCCAGCAUAAGCUAUCAUUAGUGUUUUUGAUCUUAGCCAUUGUGACAAGUGUAAGGUGGUAUUUCAAAGUUGUUUUGAUUUGCAUUUCCCUAAUAGUUACGGAAGAAGUCCUUAAGUAUUUUUUUUUCCAUUUGAAAUUCUUCUUUUGAGAACUCAGUUUAGUUUAGUACACUACUUUUUAAUUGGGUUACUUAGAAUUUUAAUGUCUAAUUUCUUGAGUUCUUUAUAUAUUUUGGAGAUCAAUCCUUUGUCUGAUGUGGGAUUGGUGAAGAUUUUUUUCCCAUUCAGUAGGCUGCCUUUUUGUCUUAUUGACUGUGUGCUUUGCUUUACAGGAGCUUCUCAGUUUCAGGAGGUCCCAUUUAUUUAUUGAUGCUCUUAUUGUCUUGCUACUGGGGUUAUAUUUAGGAAAUGGUGUCCCAUGCCCAAUCAUCGAAGGUACUUCCCAAAGUUUAGUGUGGUCAGAUUUAUAUUGUGAUCUUUAAUCCAUUUGAACUUGAGUUUUGUGCAUGGUGACAGACAUGUAUCCAUUUUCAUUCUUGUACAGAUUGACAUCCAGUUAUGACAGCACCAUUUGUUGAAGAUGCUUUCUUUUUUCCAUUGUAUCUUUUUUUGUCAAAAAUCAAGUGUUUAUAAAUGUAUGCAUUAAUAUCUGAGUCUUCAAUUUGAUUCCAUUUGUCCACAUCACUGUUUUUAUGCUAAUACCAAGCUGUUUUCAUUGUAGCUCUGUAAUAGAGCUUGAUGUCAGGGAUGGUAAUGUCUCUGGCAGUUCCUUUAUUUUACAGGAUUGUUUUGGCUAUCCUGGAUUUCUUGUUUUUCCAUAUGAAGCUGAGUAUCGUUCUUUCAAGGUCUAUGAAGAACUGUGUUGGGAUUUUGAUGGGGAUUGCAUUGAAUAUAUAGAUUGACUUACAACUUGAAUCCCAGUGUUUGGGAGUCCCAUGCCUUUAAUGUCAGAACUAGGGAGGUGGAGACAGAAGUGAUAUGGCCAGUUCGAGAGAGGACUAUAAAGAGGAAGAGACAGGAACUCACUGGAGUGUGGAGUCUGAGCUUUCAUGGAGACAAAAUCUCACCCUUUACCUCUGAAAAUCUGGUAGAGGUAGAAGGUCUCUCUGGUGGUUUGUCUGCUUUGUUUCUUUGAUCUUCAGCUUGAACCCCAUUGUCUGUCUCUGGGUUGCUAUAAAUCAUAUUGUACCCCAUAUCUGGGAGAUCAUACAGAUGGAUACUUUGAAAGCAAGGGCAGAUUACUCUGGAGGAAGAAGUGAGAGCUAGCCUUUUGGGGGCGGGGGGUAAUCCACAAAGUUUCAACAAUGAGGACGUUGUGCUCUACAAAUUCAGCCCUCAAGACAAGAAAGCUUCUUGUUGGGUAGUGAAGGACAUAUGCUAGGUGAAGUGAUAAUUCCCCAAGAAUGCGGUGAGCUCCAUCUACACACACACACACACAUACACACACACACACACACACACACACACACACGUGCAUGCCUACACAAGGGCAGGUAAUAAAACACUUUCUUUUACUUGAUACCUAUACUCACGUUGUCCCUGGAUGCCCCUCUGUACUGUGUGUGCUCUGGGUGUAAAGAUGAAGGCAAGUCAUGAGUUUCUUUUGAAUUUGCCCUGAGGUUUGUUAUGGUGCCGGCAUCUUAGCAGGAACCAAAAUGACUGGGGACUUUCAUCAGAAAUCCUUCCUUUAUUUUUGUACAGUGCUUCAGAAAUGGGCUGGAAUGCACAGAAUAAAGUUUCGAGUCCUAGAGGGACUUUGUGUCCUUUGGAGAAAUGAAAUAAUAACAAAUAUCUUGAGUGGGUAUCUGUUGUAUAAUUUCUAAUUGGUUUUAAUAAUAAAAAUCCAAAGUCAGAUGUAGAGGUAUAUGCUGAACGAUCAGAAAAACAGAGGAGCAAACCAAAGUCAACCCUUACCUUCCUAACUCAUUUGACAGAAAGGGGGAGGGGGUGAAGCCUUGUCUCCAUCCACCUUAUAUUCUUCUCUGUGCCCAGCAAUAUCACUUCCUGUCUGUCUGUACAGACGUCCAGACCUCUAUGGCUAACAAGUUCCUAGCUCUACCCUCUGAUUUUAGACAAGCUUUAUUUAUUAGAGCACAAGCAAAAUCCCACCACAGGUAUGGAUGCCUUAGGUACAGGGAACUAUUGUUUCCACACAGUGAAAUCGUAAUUGUUGCUGGGCAAGCCCAAAGAAAGGAAUUGGGGCUGCUUCAAAGGAGCUGGUAAGCGAGUUAAAGCUGAGAUGAAAUAAAGGUUUUAUUUUGAUUUUUUUUUAUCUUCAGAUCAUGGUUCCAGGGAGCCUCUUCUUUCACACAAGGUUGAGUAUGCCACCAGCCAAAACGCGAUGUUAGCUGGGGUCUCUGGACAGGAAAAGCAAAGGGUUUGACUGGCAACUGUCCUCUCCACUUUGAUUCCUGUUCAUGGCUAGGGAUGUGCAACUCAUAAUGGCAACUUCCUGUGUUCCCUUUCUCCUCUGUGCACCAUGGAGUCUACUUCCAGGUUGAUUUUCUGGGGACCCUAAAGCAGAGAGACCAGAUCCCUGGGUAAUGGCUGAUUCCAGGAAAUGAAGUAUUUGUGCAGUGUAGUAGAAAACCUCGCGAUUGAUAUCUGUGAUGACAGUGCUUCAUCAGAGCAAGAUGAACAGCAGGCGAGUGGCCGUGGGAACUGGGGUCUGAAGCUGGUGGUCAAGCUUUUCUAGCCAAUUGUAAGAUGCGGAUUAGCUGGUACUCUCCCAUUAUUCUCUUCAGAUUCGUUUGCUUUAACUUUUCCUGGUCUCCUUUCUGUUCCCAGCUUGUUCCAAAGUUUCUGUCUCUAGGCUAGUAAUUUUUCAGAGACUGCUGCUGACAUUCAGUGGGUGAGGCUUAUUUGCUUCUCUCAUCUUUAUUUUUCUUUCUGAGCCUGGGUUCAGUGUCUAAAUUCCGCUCAUGUCCUAGUUCUCAGUUUUACUUAAAUUCUCCGAUGGUGGCGCACGCCUUUAAUCCCAGCACUCGGGAGGCAGAGGCAGGUGGAUCUCUGUGAGUUCGAGACCAGCCUGGUCUACAAGAGCUAGUUUCAGGACAGGCUCCAAAGCCACAGAGAAACACUGUCUCGAAAAACCAAAAUAAAUAAAUAAAUAAAUAAAUAAAUAAAUAAAUAAAUAAAUAAAUAAAUAUAAAUUCUCCCAAUCUUAAAAAAUUAUUUAUGUACGUAUUUAUUUAUUCUUCUCUCAUAUAUUACAUCCCCAUCGCAGUUUGCCCCUCCCUCCUCUGCUCCCAGUCUCCCGCCCCCAUAGGAAAAGGGUCCCAAAAGCAGGCAAAAGAAAUUCUCCCACUUCCAUCUUAAAUCCUUUGUCCCACCUCCCUCUAUGCAAUGCACCUCCUACCGCCUCGCGUUUUUGAGGCUUAGCGGACCAUCUGCUCCGGUAAACUCCGGGUGGGUGACAAGGCAUCUCCUCUGCCCUCUCUGGAGAGCACAUCUGCUGCAGAAGCGGCCCCAUUCUCCCACCUUAGCUCCCUCUCCGGAAAGGCAGGUGGUUGGCUCCUGACCCUUUUGCACAGCCUUAGGGACUCAGGCCUUUCGACCCUAAUGGUUUCCUUUCUUUCGCGCCUUCCUUUUCGGGCAAAGAGGAGGCGGAGUUAGGAUGGCGGCGCCACUGUUGCCGAGGCGACGCCGUUACUUCCGUUCGUUUCAAUGCUUCCGGGUUGGCGCUGCGGUGGCAUUUCCUACCUUGGCAGCCUCUGCUUCCCAGUCGUCUGAUGAGCUUGAGCAGCAUCAGAAAAGUCCCACUUUAAGCCAUGAGAUGUCUGGUCUGAACUGGAAACCUUUUGUGUAUGGCGGCCUUGCCUCUAUUGUUGCCGAGUUCGGCACUUUCCCUGUGGACCUUACUAAAACACGGCUGCAAGUCCAAGGCCAGAGCAUCGAUGUCCGCUUCAAAGAGAUAAAAUAUAGAGGGAUGUUUCAUGCCUUGUUCCGAAUCUAUAAAGAAGAGGGGAUUUUGGCUCUGUAUUCAGGAAUUGCCCCUGCUUUACUAAGACAGGCAUCAUAUGGCACUAUCAAAAUUGGUAUUUACCAAAGCUUGAAGCGAUUAUUUGUAGAACGUUUGGAAGGUCAGUAUGCUCAACUCUCUUUUGAGGUUAUCCUCAAAGGGAUUGUUGAAAUCAUGCUUACUAUUCGAAUGCAGGCUCAAGGAAGUUUGUUCCAAGGGAGCAUGAUUGGCAGCUUCAUUGAUAUAUACCAGCAAGAAGGUACCAGGGGUCUGUGGAGAGGCGUGGUCCCAACUGCUCAGCGUGCUGCCAUCGUGGUGGGAGUAGAGUUGCCAGUUUAUGAUAUUACCAAGAAGCACCUGAUACUGUCAGGAAUGCUGGGAGACACCAUUUUAACACACUUUGUUUCUAGCUUUACCUGUGGUUUGGCUGGGGCUCUGGCAUCUAACCCGGUUGACGUGGUGAGAACACGAAUGAUGAAUCAGAGGGCAAUAGUGGGACAUGUGGACCUCUACAAGGGUACUUUGGAUGGUAUUUUAAAGAUGUGGAAACAUGAGGGGUUUUUUGCCCUUUAUAAAGGAUUUUGGCCAAACUGGCUUCGACUUGGACCCUGGAACAUCAUUUUUUUUAUUACAUACGAGCAGCUCAAGAGGCUUCAGAUCUAAGAACUGAAAAUCUAUGGACCCAACACUACCGCCCUUUCUACUGUUCUCCUUUGUGUUCCUAAUGUAUUUUGACAAAGACGUAUGUGUUUACAGAACCAGUGGUCCCCCGAGGGUUCUCUUAUUGAAGAGUAGUAGGAUGACUUAAGGUUGUUUAUGCAUCUGUGUUACCUCUUCCCUAAGAGGAAGUAUUCACAUUGAGAGUGUGACCCCAGAUUGGUGUCUUCUGUGAAGAUGGAUACUGAUGGGUGACAUUCAAAAGGGCCUUCUUUUCAAACGUGGGUUAAAUGCAGUUGGUUAUCCCCAGACAGGUUACAGCAGAAGGCUACCAGCACAGGUCCUGCUAUGUAUGUUAUAGACCUUGGUUCUCAUUAAACUAUUUAUUG